Messenger RNA from Macrosiphum euphorbiae (potato aphid), 678 nucleotides. Lineage: Eukaryota; Metazoa; Arthropoda; Insecta; Hemiptera; Aphididae. The record is from the annotation of a GenBank genome assembly.
AUGAGUUUUUUAACUGGUUUUAUGAUGCAGCAUAAAAAAAUGGGUAGCAACAUUGAUAACGAUUAUAUAAACGAAUCCGAAGAAAUCGUAGAGUCUGAAGAAGAUGAUACAUUAGUAGUAGGAAAAACAGGAGAUAAUAUAGUAGAUAAUACAGUAAUGGAGAGUGAACGAGACAUUAUUGAACCAAUGUUUAAAAAACCAAAAUUAACUUUACGUAAUAAUGCAUAUAAAACAACAGCAAGUGAUAAGGUAGCAGAACCGAUGAUAGAAUUUUUGAAAUCAAGAACUACAAAGCCAGCACCAGUUGAGGAACCUCCAGAAUUGUUAUUUUUUAAAAGCCUUAUUCCAGACUAUAAAAAACGUAAUGAUAAAAAUCAAAGGAAAUUCAAAAAUUUAGUUAUGUCGUCUUUAAAUAGUUAUCUUGAUGAACAAGAAGACAGUAAUCAAAUAGCUUCAUUUCAAAACAAUAUAAAUAAUAUGUAUCCCAGACCAGUUGAACAUCAGAGUAAUCAUUUACGAUAUCAAGCCAGACCUAUCAUGGACCAAAAUAUGAUUUUUAUAGCAGGACAAAACACAGAUCAACAAAUUAAUCAAAACCAAAAUGUAAACAAUUACUACAGUGAUUUUGCUUCGGAUUUAUCUUCGUCUUCACAAGGAAGUAACAAUUCAUUCAAAUGA